AAACAGUAACGGUAAGAAAGCAAAAAGAGCCGAAUCAAGAAACUUUGAGAAAAACCUGCACAGCUUCAAAAACGCUCAUCGCAGAGGGAACCAAAGAUGAACAGACUAUGUGUGCGCUUUUCCGAUCUAUCUCUAAGUUUCCUCCGAGGAGGUAGGAGUGCCGCAAGGGCAAGAUUAUUUCAAACACAUGCUCUUCCUUCACCUUCACCAAUGAUCGAAGGAUUUUAUAAGAGACCUCUUCCCUCGCCUGCUGUUGAUUUUGUUUCCGACCAUGGCAAGCAACUUUUUGCUGAAAGCCUUGGAAGCGGAACAAUGGAAUGUUUUUUUAAGUUGAUACCUUAUUUCCAAACCCAAUCGGAACUAACAUAUUGUGGCCUUGCGAGUCUCGCCAUGAUCCUCAACGCUCUUGCCAUUGAUCCUGGAAGAAAAUGGAAAGGAGGACCUUGGAGAUGGUUUGAUGAAUCUAUGUUGGAUUUGGACUAUACUGAACCUUUAGAAAUUGUUAAAACUAGAGGCAUUGCAUUUAUGAAACUUGCAAACUUGGCUCAAUGUGCUGGAGCCAAAGUUGAUGCCUUUUAUGCUACUCAAAGCAACAUCGAUGAUUUUCGUAAAUGCGUUAUCAAGUGUUCAAGUUCAUGUAACUGUCAUUUGAUCUUAUCAUACCAUAGAGCUGCUCUCAAACAAACGGGAUCCGGUCAUUUUUCUCCUAUUGGAGGCUAUCAUGUUGGAAAGGACAUGAUAUUAAUUUUAGAUGUUGCGCGUUUUAAAUAUCCUCCUCACUGGAUUCCACUUGUAGAUCUAUGGGAAGGCAUGAAUUAUGUUCUUAAAUCUACUGGAAAAUCAAGGGGAUUCAUGCUUAUAUCAAGACCGCAUGCGGGAACAGUUGAAGGAAAUACAUGACUUGGUUUCACCUGCAUAUAUCAAGGACAUUUACAUAAAUGACAAGAGGAAGGUAGAUGAGGAUCUUGAUA
Vicia villosa (hairy vetch) is the source of this 971-nucleotide messenger RNA. RefSeq names its product glutathione gamma-glutamylcysteinyltransferase 1-like. Bases 97 to 900 code for a protein of 267 amino acids. The transcript has 5 exons. The record is from RefSeq and is a predicted model, not a curated record. Gene Ontology annotation, molecular function: metal ion binding; glutathione gamma-glutamylcysteinyltransferase activity. Gene Ontology annotation, biological process: response to metal ion; detoxification of copper ion; cellular detoxification of cadmium ion. Lineage: Eukaryota; Viridiplantae; Streptophyta; Magnoliopsida; Fabales; Fabaceae.